AGAGCCACCAUGGCGCACGGCGGGACACGCGUGUCCGCCGCCGCUCCACGCGGGGCCGCCCGCUUGCCGCUGCUACUGCUGCUGCCGUCGCUGCUGGCUGCCACCGCCGCCGCUCUGCGCUGCGCAGAGCCCUGUGGCCGCCCGCGCCCCGGAGCCCUGACCCGUGGGGCACGCAGCCCUCCGGAGCCGCGGCGAGGGAGUGGGGCGGCGGCGGGGGACGGCCGGUACAGGAGAGCAUCCUCGCCGGCGGACCGGGAGCAGGUCUCCCUCAUCAGCACCUCCUUCGUGCUCAAAGGGGACGCAUCUCACAACCAGGCGAUGGUGCACUGGACGGGCGAGAACAGCAGCGUCAUCCUGAUCCUGACCAAGUAUUAUCAUACUGACAUGGGGAAAGUGCUGGAGAGCUCUUUGUGGAGGUCCUCAGACUUUGGGACACUGUACACAAAGUUGAAUCUACAGGCUGGGAUUGUGAUUGACAACUUCUACAUUUGUCCCACCAACAAAAAAAAGAUAAUUCUUGUAAGUUCCUCCCAUAAUGACCGGGACCAAAGUCUUUUCAUAAGCACAGAUGAAGGAGCCACUUUCCAGAAACAACCUAUAACUUUCUUCGUGGAAACUCUCCUUUUUCACCCCAAAGAAGAGGAUAAAGUACUGGCUUACACCAAGGAAGGCAAGGUUUAUGUAUCCAUUGACUUGGGGAACAAAUGGACCCUUCUGCAGGAACGAGUCUCAAAAGAUCAUAUCUUUUGGGCUGUUGCUGGAGUUGACGGAGACCCUGAUUUAGUUCAUAUGGAAAUCCAGGACCCCAGUGGAGGUUACCGGUACAUGACUUGCCGGAUCCAGAACUGCUCUGAGAAGACAAUGACAGUCCAGUUUGCUGGGGGCACUGACAGGGAUUCCCUGACUGUGCAGGAUGACUACAUAUUUCUGCAGACAACCUCAGCAAAUCGGACCAAGUAUUACGUGUCCUACCGGCGCAACGGCUUCGUACAGAUGAAACUGCCAAAAUAUGCACUGCCAAAAGAUUUACAGAUAAUUAGUACAGAUGAAAACCAGGUCUUCGUGGCUGUUCAGGAGUGGUACCAGACAGACACCUACAACCUCUACCAGUCUGACCCCCAAGGUGUUUACUACUCUAUCCUGCUGGAGAACGUCCGGAGCACAAAGCAGCCAGAGGAGAAUGUCCUGAUAGAUAUUCUGGAGGUCAGAGGUGUAAAAGGAGUCUUUCUGGCCAACCAGAAAAUUGAUGGCAAAGUUACAACUCUGAUAACCUACAACAAAGGCCGUGACUGGGAUUUCCUAAACCCUCCAGACAUCGACAUGAAUGGCAAACCCACUAACUGCAAGCCUCCUGACUGCUACCUUCACCUCCAUCUCCGCUGGGCAGACAAUCCCUACGUGUCAGGAACAGUCCACACGAAGGACACAGCACCAGGGCUCAUCAUGGGGGCAGGUAACUUGGGGUCCCAGCUGGUUGAGUAUAAAGAAGAGAUGUACAUAACUUCUGACUGUGGGAAGACAUGGAGGCAGGUCUUUGAAGAAGAGCAUCACAUCUUGUACCUGGACCACGGUGGAGUUAUUGUGGCCAUCAAAGACACUUCUAUUCCUCUGAAAAUACUCAAGUUCAGCAUAGAUGAAGGCCAGACGUGGAGUACACAUAACUUUACCAGCACUUCAGUAUUUGUGGAUGGGUUGCUCAGUGAGCCUGGUGAUGAGACACUGGUCAUGACAGUCUUCGGACACAUUAGCUACCGCUCGGACUGGGAGCUGGUGAAGGUGGACUUCAGACCUUCUUUCCCCAGGGAGUGCACUGAUGAUGACUAUGAGUCUUGGGAGCUCACAAACCUACAGGGUGAUCGUUGCAUCAUGGGCCAGCAGAGGAGCUUUCGGAAGAGGAAGAUUUCAUCCUGGUGCAUUAAAGGGAGAAGUUUCACAUCAGCUCUCACAUCCAGAGUCUGUGAAUGUGCAAACUCUGAUUUCUUAUGUGAUUAUGGGUUUGAGCGCUCCGCACCGCUGAAGUCAGAGUCCAGCAAAUGCUUUGCUGACUUUUGGUUUGACCCAGAGGCACCUCCUGAAGACUGUGUGUUGGGGCAGGCAUACACCAGCAGCACUGGGUACAGGAAAGUUGUUUCCAAUGUGUGUGAAGGUGGCGUAGACCUGCAGCAGAACUUAGCACAACACAUGUGUCCACUGAUUGCUCCCAGGGGACUUCAGAUCAGCAUCAGAGAAGAAAGCCUGGCUGUUAAGCCUGGGGAAGACAUCACCUUCAUCGUCAGACAAGAGCAGGGUGACAUGUUGAAUACCAAAUACCAAGUGGAUCUUGGAGAUGGCUUUAAGGCAAUCUACGUGAACCUGACGAUGACUGGAGAGCCCAUCCGGCACCGCUACGAGACCCCUGGCAUCUACCGCGUCUCGGUGAAGGCUGAGAACGUGGCUGGGCACGAUGAGGCUGUGGUGUUCAUCCAAGUCAGCUCUCCACUGCAGGCUUUAAACUUGGAAGUGGUUCCAGUCGUUGGGAGAAACCAGGAGGUGAACCUGACAGCCAUCAUUCUGCCUAAGAACCCUAAUUUGACAGUCUUCUACUGGUGGAUAGGAAACAAUCUUCAGCCUCUCCUGACGUUGGACAGUUUUCUGGUGACAAAGUUUGCUGAGACAGGUGAUGUCAGAGUCACAGUGCAAGCUUCCUGUGGGAGCUCCAUGCUUCAGGACUCAAAAGUUGUGCAUGUUUUUGAUCAUUUUCAUGUUCUUCCUCUGAAGUUUACUAAGCACCUGGACACGUACAACCCUGACAUCCCGGAGUGGAGGGAAGACAUAGGCCGGGUGGUAACACAACUGCUGGCAAAGGAAACCAACACGCCCGAAGAAGCGCUGGUGACGGUGGUGAAGCCAGGUCUGCCCACAGCUGCUGACCUGCAUGUGCUGCUGCCAGCAAACCAGCCCAAACAUAGGAGAAGUGUAACUAGUGAUAAGAGAAUAGAGGCUAUAAAGCAGGCCUUGAAUGCACACAACAUCAGUUUCUUCCUGAGGGGAGGAUACUGGGUCUUGGUGACGUUAGCUGACUCCGAUUCAGAUGCUCAGAGGAUUGGAGGAGGCAGUGGCUACUGGGCUAUCGUGGUUCUCUUUGUCAUCUGUCUCGUGGUGAUUGGGGCUUUCAUCCUCUACAAGUUCAAAAGGAAACUGCCAGGCAGAAAUGUCUACGCCCAGAUGCACAACGAAAAAGAGCAGGAGAUGACAAGCCCUGUUAAUCACAGUGAGGACACCCAGAACAUCAUCCAGGGCAAUCACUCAGGCGUGGUUUUGAGCAUCAACUCCAGGGAGAUGCACAGUUACCUGGUUAGCUGAUAUUCACAGCUGAACACAAAACCCCGACAGACUCUUCUCUAUAGCGAUUUAUUUUUCCCUGGUGAUGUCACAAAAUUGCAAAUCUGACUGUAAAUGCUGCUGGAGAGGAGGUUUCUUAUCAGUCCCAUGGAGAAAAAGGUUCACCAUCAGUUACCAAGGGAGAAGAGGAAUUCGUCUUGUGUUUUCUCUCCAUGGCCUGAGAACUUGUCACGAUUGAAACUCAAGCUGUGGUAGCAAACUUGUAGCCCUAGGCACCUCCAAUGCCACCUUCUUUCUUUUCUGUAUAUGCUCUAGUUCUUUAUGUUUAUUUUUAGAAGGAUCAACUGUAACUUUUUAACUAUAUUUUUAAUUGAGGUAUUCAGUGGAAGGCUGGGACUUUUCAGCCCAAACAAAAAAGGGUGAUUUUUACACAAGUGACUAGACCAGAACAGAUGGUUGCUUGAUCACAAUGACAUAUUUUUAGGAGGCCAAGUGUUUCUAUGCUGGGAGAGGACUGAGCAAGGAGACAAAUGCACUCCUAGUCCAUAUAAGCUCUUAACUUAAACAUGUGUAAGACAAUCUAAUGAAUUUAGGCUUAGGCCCUUCUGUGGAUUAAAGUGGUAAUUAAGGUGUCUCAUAUUGUAGGAUAAUGCUCUUGUAUGUGUAGCAAGUCCUGACAAACCAUCAGCACCAGUAUCUGCCCCGGUCCUGCCCCUUGUCAAACAAAAACACCAGCUUGAAUGCUCUUUCCAGACCAGGUGCCUUCAGUCAUGGACAGUCAUUUCAGUCGCUCUCCUCCUGUCUCCUGAGCUAGCAGCUCUAGGCUGAUGGCAGCUGCUGGAUGAGUUAUGCUGUAAAAGUCCAUGCUGCCUCUUCUUAACUUUCCAGAGAGUGGAAAUGCCUCCUCCAAGGACCUUUCUUUACAUGGCGGUUGUUCUAAGAUUGCUGUCAGGAAGGCAGUGCUGGGUAAGUCAGAGCUCUCCUCCAGG
Messenger RNA from Dryobates pubescens (Downy woodpecker), 4310 nucleotides. It is a transcript of the gene SORCS2, whose product is annotated as sortilin related VPS10 domain containing receptor 2. The record is from RefSeq and is a predicted model, not a curated record. NCBI's taxonomy places the organism in Eukaryota, Metazoa, Chordata, Aves, Piciformes, Picidae. Gene Ontology annotation, cellular component: membrane. The coding region runs from base 10 to 3342 and encodes 1110 amino acids. The transcript is spliced from 27 exons. Gene Ontology annotation, molecular function: protein binding.